Molecule: messenger RNA, 1207 nt
Organism: Cucurbita pepo subsp. pepo (vegetable marrow)
Lineage: Eukaryota; Viridiplantae; Streptophyta; Magnoliopsida; Cucurbitales; Cucurbitaceae
Product: gamma carbonic anhydrase 1, mitochondrial
Source: RefSeq, a predicted model, not a curated record
CCGCAUCUGUAAUUGAAGCUGAAGAUUGAAGGGUGGAGGACGACGACGAACAAGUGUAGAAGAUGGGAACAUUGGGAAAGGCAAUCUACACCGUCGGAUUCUGGAUCCGAGAGACCGGCCAAGCCCUCGAUCGCCUUGGUUGCCGCCUCCAAGGAAACCACUACUUUCAAGAACAACUAUCUAGGCACAGGACGCUCAUGAACGUAUUUGACAAGGCUCCUGUAGUUGACAGUGAUGCAUUUGUGGCGCCUAGUGCAUCUAUCAUUGGUGAUGUGCAGGUGGGACGGGGGUCCUCCAUUUGGUAUGGCUGUGUUUUGAGAGGUGAUGUUAACAGCAUCAGUGUUGGCACUGGGACCAAUAUACAAGACAACUCAUUAGUUCACGUAGCAAAAUCCAAUUUGAGUGGAAAGGUUUUACCAACUAUCAUUGGUGAUAAUGUUACUGUCGGUCACAGUGCUGUGUUACAUGGAUGUACUAUCGAGGACGAGGCAUUUGUGGGUAUGGGAGCAACGUUGCUUGAUGGAGUCUACGUAGAAAAACAUGCAAUGGUUGCUGCUGGAGCACUUGUGAGACAGAAUACAAGGAUCCCAUGUGGAGAGGUAUGGGGAGGAAAUCCAGCAAGGUUCCUGAGGAAGCUUACAGAAGAAGAGAUGGCCUUUUUCUCCCAGUCAGCCAUUAAUUAUUCCAACUUAUCACAGGUUCAUGCAGCUGAAAAUGUUAAGAGCUUUGAUGAAAUUGAAUUUGAAAAGGUUCUUCGCAAGAAGUUUGCUCGUCGCGAUGAAGAGUAUGAUUCGAUGUUGGGCGUUGUUCGUGAAACCCCUCCAGAGCUUGUCCUUCCAGAUAACAUACUGGCUGAUAAAGUACCAAGAGCUUCUUAAGACGUAAUUUUUUAAUGGAGGUGUUGCCCUUUGAAAUAUUUUGCUGAUAUUCAUAAAAGACCCGACCUUCAUCGCAAAUAACAUAUGGAGGUUGGAUGGAUGAGCAAACGCCAAAGGUCACGAACAAUGUCCUCUGGUUACAGCUCUAACAAUCAUCCUCCCCGAAACACCAUCACUUUAGAUGCUUCAAUAUUCUUGAAGCCAUCCUUGGAUUUGUUUCCAGGUUUUGAAUAAUUUUUUCACUGUUCCUGUUCGGAAAUAAAGAACUUUUGGAAACAGGUGUAUUUAAGGAUUAAAUCUAUUUCGCUUCAACAGGCUUCUUGUUCUUA